UGUGUAUUGUUCAACAAGCGGCGAGAUGUUCAAGAUAAAAAUCACACAAUUUGUUAAUCCGCAUCUCUUUUACUAUUACAACGAGGAGGAUGAGUUACUGCCCAAGCCACACGAGGUGAAAUUGAUGGAAAUCCUUCCCAACAAACAGACUUUGGAUGAAAUGAUUAUAAGUUACAAACCAAAGCUUCACGAGAUUGUCGCUCACUACAAUCCCACCGAGAAGAAGUGGAUCAGGGCUCAAGUUGACUAUAUCACCCAAUCUAUGAACAACGAGAAGAUUUACUUCCUUUUCGCGUUGGAUUAUGGGUACUCCAUGGAGAGCAUCGGGAAGUGGCUGUGGCCGCUGCCGCAGGGCCUGAAAGAAGCGUCAAAGAUUAUUUAUAUGGGAGGCAUAAAAUCGAUUGUCCCCUGCAAAUUGGGUGUGAAUCCGGUGAACGCCAAAGUGCAAAUGCAACCGCUGAAGCACUGGAGCAAAGGCGCGAUUAUCAUGUUCUCCAAGAUGCUCGACUCUUGUCACGCUGUGCACUUCCAGCCGGAGAUGAAGAGGCCCAAUGGCCAGAUCUUUGGCCAGCUGCAGCUCACGACGCUCUCGCUGCAGGACGUGGAUGUGGCAAGUGUGCUGAUGCAGGAGAAUUUCGCUCUCGCGUCUGAUGAUUUUGUGAAUGAUCUCGUGAAUUUGGGCACCACAAAAUUCGAACGGUGGCACGACAAUGAUCGCAACGCCGUGAAUUUUGGCCUCAGCACAGUUUCUCAGCGACCCAAUUACGUGACGACCGAGAAGAUUGUCGAGCCAGAGGAUGAAUAUGGGACUUUCUAUGGCUCGUGGAGCUCAGAAGAGAAGAAGGAGCUGACGAGGAUCUCGCGGUAUCACCGACGCAACGUGAAAGCGAAGGUGAGCAACUGGUGUGAGCAGAACGAACGACUCAUGGCUGUGGAGAGCGGAGCUGAUGAGGUGAAGAGCCACAAUCAAGUGAUUCAGGAGCUGAAGAUUGUGGACGUGCCGGUGAAGAAGCACCGCAGCAUGCAGACUCCCAUCCUGGAGGCGGACGAAGAAGCGGAUGAGUCCGAUUCGAAGCCCCAAGUGGAUCUCAAGAGCCUCAUUCGGGCACUACAGGAGGAACCAGAACCCCAAGACACGACCAAUUUGUCAUCCAGGACUUCCGCCAUGCCUCUUCCCGGCGGCGCCAUUCGCCACGCUCUCUUUGACUGAAAUUAUUAUUUUCUUUAUACUUUCUUUUCUCGCUGAAAUUGAAGUGACAUUGAAAUAAACAAAAUCCGUCUGAAUUACCCACAAUCCUUACAAUGAUAAAGAUUUGGUUCUUGAUCAAAUUCGUCGAGGCCGUAAGUCAAAAGUGAUGAGAAGAAUAAACACUCAGGA
Phlebotomus argentipes is the source of this 1378-nucleotide messenger RNA. RefSeq lists its product as uncharacterized. The record is from RefSeq and is a predicted model, not a curated record. Bases 26 to 1210 code for a protein of 394 amino acids. The transcript has 4 exons. NCBI's taxonomy places the organism in Eukaryota, Metazoa, Arthropoda, Insecta, Diptera, Psychodidae.